CUCGGCCGGCCGCAAGCCUUCCGCAGCCCUCACCCGUCCGAGUGCCGCCGAUCGGAUAACCUCUCGUCUCUGGCUCUUACAAUCCAACAAAGUGUAGGGCACCAUCGGAUGCAUCGUAUUCGCUUGCCACAGACUCUUCCGUACCUCGCAUCCUUCUCGGCUUCGCACCGCUCGGCCCCGAUCCGCCAACACAUAACUUUACGAGGCCCCGCCAGCACACCCGCAGCUCCCGAAACAGCGCCGGCCGGGAGCACCGUGCCCCUCCUCCAUAGAGACAGAGUGGAACCCUCCAGUGCGGUGCUCCCCCGAACCUUCCGGCCAACAAGCUCCGUUGCGAAGGACAACGGACAACGGAGUACGUAG
Molecule: messenger RNA, 363 nt
Organism: Colletotrichum costaricense
Lineage: Eukaryota; Fungi; Ascomycota; Sordariomycetes; Glomerellales; Glomerellaceae
Exons: 1
Source: RefSeq, a predicted model, not a curated record